CGAAAAGCGGUGAGGUGACCGGUUGAAGAAAACCGGAGGCGGAUUAACUUCGCUCUGUAGUGGGUAGUUUUCAAGUCAAGAGUGCACUUACACCGAUCACCUUUAUUACGUUCCUUUCUCCCGCUUAUAACGAAGCUUAAUCAUCGGAAUGGCUCCAGGAUUCGGAAUACCGAGGAGUAGGAGCGACACCCGCGGGAACACGUGGCUCCAGAUAUCCAAGGAUUAAUUUUAUAGUUUUUUAUUUUUCAUUUAUUUUCUUCCCCACCACAUUGGUGCUGUCGCGGCCAAAUAUUCGCGAGUGCUAUAUAUUUGUCCUCUUUUCGAAACCACCUGUGAUAUUGCAGGUGCCCAUCGUUGCCUUCUUUUGUCUUCUACACCAAAAAGGAACAUUUUCACUGCCAAGGUAGAGAGCGGGCGAAUUUCCGAGACGGAAUUCGCACAUGGGAUUGAAAGCAAAGCAAAGCCUCACGCUGUCGGUUUCUUCAUUUCUAGCAACGCCAGGAGUAGGAAAGGCCGCCAACGUGCUCGUGGGCAAAGUCCUGGGCACGAACGGCACGAGUCCUAGCAACCAGACGGCCCUGGGGGGUGGAUCAGUGUGUCAUCCGGCGCAGACGACCGAGGCCGUCGUCCUCUUCACCAUUGCCGCCCUAGGCAUGGGAGCAAACAUAUUUCUUAUGCUGCUCAUUGUGCUCAAGAGACCACUAAGACGGUGGUCCCAGGGACUGCUGUUCCAUCAGGGACUGGUGGACUGCGGUCGCGCCAGCUUGCUACUUCUGCUCGGGGUCGGCGUGCUCUUCUGUCAACGCCUGCCCAAGUGCAACGUCAUCGAGACAGCCUUCUUGCUGCUGGUCACCGUGUCCACCGUCAAUAUGCUCACAUCCGUCAUCAACGACGCAUCCCUCAUGCCUGACCAAGAUUUCCAGCACCCCCCGCAGCAGCCAAGUCCCCACCACCACCACUGGCACCACCUGAACCCGGCCCACCCGGGCGAUGGCAACCCGCCGGGCUCGUCCGUGUCGCUGGACUCGCCGCAAUGCAUUGUGUUCGGCCUCUUCAUCAUCUGGUUCGCGAGCUUCACCAUUAACCUGGGGCCCACCCUGCUGAGCGGGGCCCUGACCAGCUCCCGGGACACGGCGGGACACGUCGACGCCUGCCCCAUGGUCUACGGCCCCGUCGGACACUACGUCCUCAACGUCCUCUGGGUCACCGUCAACGUCAUGUGCGCGGGACUCACCGGAGUGCACCUCAGAAAACUCUACAGAGACCUCACCAGGUCCAACCUGGAGGCGGUGCGGAUAGCCGGUCUGGUGACGACUAUGAUAUCCGUGAGGUCGGACCCCCACGACUCUUCGUGUAACGAGUCGCAACAGAUCCAGAGCUACAUACACCGCCUUGAGCAGGAAGGGCUCCGCCGGGUGAAGAGCUUCGCGAUCAUCCUCGCGGCGUACGCGCUGUUCUGGGGCCCGCUGUUCACGCUGACCCUGAUCCAGCCCGGCAGGCCCGGAUACGCGCUCACCUACGAGAUCACCCUGCACGUGGCCUUCGUGCACUCCUUCGUCAACCCCCACCCUGCUGCUCAUGCUGCACGGCGACCUGCGGAACGGGGGAGACCUCUGCUGCUGCUGCUGCGGGCCCCAGGAGCCCGAAGAGUGCGGGGCCCAGCAGCAGCCGCUCCACAGGAGGCCCUCGCUCGAGAUGGCACACUCGCGGCCCGGAAGGGGAUACAUGGAAACGACCAUCUGACAACAACUGCAGGCACGGAACGACGUCGCCGUGUACCCUGCUGCCACCGCCCACUACGACUCGCCGCCUUCUUCCCUGUCGGCGGCACCUCCGCCCCCGCCGCCGCCGCCCCGGUCAAGCGCCAGCUCGCCGGGGAAGCACCACCACCACUACCUGGCGCCGCCGCCGGCGCAGCAACACCGCCGCGGCGGCGGCUCGGACACGGAGGACGAGGCGAGCAGCUUCGACAGCUCUGUGCCGCCCAUCCCCUCCUACCAGAUACUGCAAUGGGGACAACAGGACGGCGGUCCACCCGACUACGGGAAGGACGGACACUGACGACUGUUCCGCGACCUUCGACGACUCACGGAAAUCUCAAGCAGACGAUUUGAAAACAAAGAAGUUACCCCCAGCCGCCUCGGAAAUCGAGAAUCUUCAAAGGCCCGCAUCUCACACAUCAAUGUAUACUUAGCAAUGUUUUUUCCUCCUAGAAACUGUGAUCACAGUCACCGGAUAGAGCACAGAAGAGAGACAGUGAGAGACAUUCAUUUCCUAUCAAUGUUUGAUACUUUGACCGAUUCCUGUCGACCGGAGGCUCGGUCGACCAUUCGAGGAAAGGUGACCGAGAGAAAGUUAUAACAAAUAUAUAUGUACAUAUGAAACUUAACAUUUAGCAAUCAGAUAGAUUCAAUUGUAAAGCACUUUCAACUUAAGAAUGACUUUUGUAGUGAUGUAGUAUCACUUUACUAUAUCUGUUAUUAUUCAGCCCUAUGUAAAGGCAUAUUAAAAAUUCAAAUAUUCAUGUAUAUAUAUUUUAAAUGACUCCAU
Molecule: messenger RNA, 2550 nt
Organism: Uloborus diversus
Lineage: Eukaryota; Metazoa; Arthropoda; Arachnida; Araneae; Uloboridae
Exons: 9
Coding region: 441-2114 (557 amino acids)
Source: RefSeq, a predicted model, not a curated record